Sodiomyces alkalinus F11 is the source of this 2998-nucleotide messenger RNA. Its product is annotated as methylenetetrahydrofolate reductase. The record is from RefSeq and is a predicted model, not a curated record. Gene Ontology annotation, biological process: tetrahydrofolate interconversion. Bases 483 to 2534 code for a protein of 683 amino acids. Gene Ontology annotation, cellular component: cytosol. The transcript has a single exon. NCBI's taxonomy places the organism in Eukaryota, Fungi, Ascomycota, Sordariomycetes, Glomerellales, Plectosphaerellaceae. Gene Ontology annotation, molecular function: FAD binding; methylenetetrahydrofolate reductase [NAD(P)H] activity.
GUUUCCAUAGCAAAGACUCACCCCCCGAUCUGCUAAUGACUGACCUCAUAUUCAUCUUGUUUUGAGAGCUGCGUUGUCACAAACAGAGAUCGUCGGGCUAGAGUUGUACGUGUAUCAGAAGCACUCAACGAGCCCACCCUCCCUUGCCCUUUUAUACACCUACCGUCCAGAUAUCUCGAUCUCGGCUUGCAGUAUCACAAAUUCCAGGUCAAAUCCGACUGGGCAUCAAGCUGGGCUGCCAACACAUAGAGCUUAGCUCGUCCUUGUCAACCUCCUUUCUGCUCCUCACACAUGGUCGUCGGACCUUUCUUGUCGGAGCCACGCAUACCCAUUCUCGUUCAUUCUAGUUCCAACGACUUCAUAUCAGAAGUACGACGCCACUGCAUCUGCCCCGGAUUAGCGAGCGAGGAAUCUAGUGACCCAGGGUCAAAGCAUACCCUGUUACCUAACGACCAUAUAUCCCAUCGCCCGUUUUUAUCAUCAUGGAAAAGAUCACCGACAAGAUCGCGGCGCUGCCGCCAGGGACCGACUACUUCUCCCUCGAAUUCUUCCCCCCGAAGACGGCCAUGGGUUUCUCAAACCUUCGAGAUCGCCUCGACAGGAUGGAGAGGGCCCUUCGCCCUCUGUUUGUGAACGUCACAUGGGGUGCUGGCGGCUCCACGGCCGACAAGUCUCUCGAACUCGCCGAGAUUUGCCAGCGCGAACUCGGCCUCACCACCUGCCUACACCUCACAUGCACGAACAUGAGCCGCCGCAUGAUUGACAAGGCCCUCGAGGACGCCAAGGUCCUCGGAAUCCGCAACAUCCUUGCCCUGCGUGGCGAUCCUCCUAGGAACGCCGAGUACCGGGACUCGGACGACUCCGAUGCUGACGAUGGCGAAGAGUUCAGCUGGGCCAUAGACCUUGUCGAGUACAUCAGGAAGAAGCACGCUGAUUACUUCUGCAUCGGUGUCGCCGCCUACCCCGAGGGUCACGCCGCAGAGAGUCAUCCUUUGGGCCAGAGUCUCGAGCACGACUUGCCCUACCUAGUCGACAAGACCCAAGCCGGCGCCGACUUUAUCAUGACCCAGCUAUUCUUCGAUAUUAAGGCCUAUGAGAACUUCGAAAGGACCCUGAGAGAACACCCGAGCGGCGCCUUCAAGACCAUACCUAUCAUCCCGGGUCUGAUGCCCAUCCAGAGCUACCAGAUGAUUAAGCGAACCACCAAGCUAAGCCACGCCAGCAUUCCCGACCACAUCAUGGCUCGCCUCGAUGCCGUCAAGGGGGACGACGAGAAGGUCAAGCAGGUGGGUGUUGACAUCCUUAGCGAGCUGGUGGAGCAAGUCAGGGAGGUAAAAGGUCGCCGCCACGGACCUAGAGGGUUCCACUUCUACACCCUGAAUCUCGAGAAGGCCGUGUCUUUCAUCCUAGAGCGCACCCACCUCAUUCCGGAUAAAGAUGAGGAGAACGAAGAGGCCGUCGUCGACGACGAGGCGCAGCCUCCAGCACCAGCACCAGCACCAGAACCAGAACCAGCGGCAGCGGCAACAGUUCCGUCCGUCCAGAUCAACGGUCUCCUCGAAACACCGCGCGGGGACCGCUCCUCCCGUCGCCUAUCCUCCAUCGGGUCAGAUCCGCGAAAUCACGUCAUCGUUUCGAGAGCGUCCAACCCGGAUUACGAAACCACGGCCGCUCUCGCCGGUAUCCCCGCCGAACCCGUCAACACGCGUGCCAACACCCUCGCCAUCUCGGAGGGCGAAGGUGCCCUCGGCCGCGAAGCCACCUGGGACGACUUCCCCAACGGCCGCUGGGGCGAUGCCCGGUCCCCGGCCUACGGCGAGAUCGAUGGCUACGGCGUGAGCCUGCACAUGUCCGUCACACAAGCUGUACGGCUCUGGGGCCACCCGACCGCCCCCGCGGACAUCAGCGACCUGUUCAUCCGCCACGUGCGCGGCCAGCUGAGCGCCAUCCCCUGGAGCGAGGAAGGCCUGCUGCCGGAGUCGAACGUCAUCCAAGACCAGCUCGUCCAGCUCAACGCCCGCGGGUGGUGGACCGUCGCCUCGCAGCCCGCCGUCAACGGCGUGCCGUCCAACCACCGGACCUUCGGCUGGGGCCCGCGGAACGGUUUCGUCUUCCAGAAGGCCUUUGUGGAGUUCUUCGUCCCCUCGGCCGACUGGGCCCGCCUGAGCGGGACGCUACGGACCGACCCGGCCGUGUGCUUCUACGCGAGCAACUCGGCCGGCGAGUUCGAGUCGUCCGACACCAGCGGCGGGAUCGCGGGCCAGGAGGCGACGGGGGCGAGCACGAACGCCGUGACGUGGGGCGUUUUCCCGGGCAAGGAGAUCGUGACGCCCACCAUCAUCGAGGAGGUGAGCUUUCGGGCGUGGAGCGACGAGGCCUUCAAGAUCUGGGGCGAGUGGGCGCGCGUCUACGGCAAGGGCCACCCGAGCGAGGCGUUUUUGCGGCGGGUCAGGGGAGAUUACUGGCUGGUGAAUCUGAUUCACCAUGACUUUGUUGAGCCCAACGCGCUCUGGGAGCUGUUGUUGAAGAGCUGAGCGAGGAGAGGAGAUGGCCACGUUACCAACGAAAAAUGGGGAAUUGAGGAAGUGAGAAUGAGACAACCUUGUCGACGUGGUGACUAUACUGCCGUGGCAUAGGGUCGAAGCGAAUAAUCAUACGAAUGCAAAUGCAUCGUCGCGGGAAUUUCAUGUCCGAGGCAUUUGAGAGUGAAUGUCCAUGUUGGUUUCCUUUCCGAUGGUUGCAAUGCGCCUUGCGUCUGCCAGUAGCUACUUAUGGAGGAAAGCCGAAGAAGAAAUGAAGGAGAAAAGCAAAGAAUGAAAAGCAAAAUGGCCUCCGUUGUUUUCCGAUUUUCCGACCGUCUGUAAUCACACACCUAUUACCACCCCUUAUCUGUUUCCCUCGAAAACCUCUCUCCAUAGGUCGAAGGCAAAUCUCGAAGUGGAAUUGACAAAAAGAGAGAGAAGACAAGAAUAGGAGAAUCCUAACCCCAAACGCCCCG